AGAUUGUAGAGAUUUAAGGUCGUUUAAAUUAGGCGACAUUUCAAAGGGUUUUCUUCUGGGUUUAUGUCUAACUGGUUGAUCGAACUUCGGGUCACUUAAGCCGGUUGUAGUCCAGUUCAUAUGUGGGCUGUCCAGUGGAUAUGAGAAUACCGACGGCACAAAGAAUAUAUCGGAAUAGUAAUCAAUGCUUCUACUAUGACUAUUCGAAAUUCGCUUCUGCCAAGGCUGGAUUUUUUAAACGAAAACAAGAUCGAAAUGGCUUUUUUCAUGUUGACAGUUACAGAAAAGAAAUUUUUCCGACUUUUAGAUUUGUGGAAUUAUACCAUGGCAGACUAAGCACUUCUGUUGCUGUUUUCGUUCCAUCAAAUCGCUACACUACACAACCGUUUUCCCAAAUAUCAGAGCCAAAUGAAUGUUCCACAUAUAAACGUUAUGUGCUGUUAUUGGGUUUGGCAGCUGGAUUAGUUAGUCUUGGGUCGCUCUGGUUAUACAACUUAUUUGAGUGGUGUUCAGGUUUACAAACUUUUGAAUAUCUGAAAAAGACACACCAGGUGUUCAGUCCAAAUAAAUCAGAAAACAAAAGACAAUUUUCAACUGGGCAUGACGACGACUUUGAUUUCAAACAAAGGAGUUCCAAUUAUUCAAAAAAGGUGGAAAGUAUAGUAGAUACACAAGUAGAUAUCGACCAGUAUUUCGAUUUGCACUAUAUCCAUUACGAUCGUAAACUUCCUUCGAAGUCUGAAAAAAUAUUUCCUAGAAAAUGUGUCACAAGCACUGACAUUGUUAUCACGAAUAACGCCGAUCAUGGGGUCCGGUCACAUUUAUUAUGGACUGGUGGAUCCAUGAAUUGUCCUCAUUAUGGUUCAGGCUCAUAUAAGAUCUGUACUAUUUGUUGGCUAAAUAUGCCUGACUGCUGGCUUCAUGGCCCAACAUGGAGUUCUCUGAAUUGUCAAUUUAAUUCAAAUCAAUUAUGGAGAAACACUAACCUUUUAGGACUUCUCAUAUGCUUGCAGUUAAUAUACAGAGCAAUUUAUUUAGCUUGUAGUAGUGUAACGAAACAAUCUAACUCUACACAGACUAGCCCUAUAUCUACACCGAAUUUAAUAAACAAUGAGUAUUCGGAUUGUUUACAUCAAUUGUCGAAUACUCCUUUUAAAUUUGAUAGUGAGUCUAUUACAGCUCAUACAUCUUUAGUAACAUCCACUGUCAAUAUGACCCCGAUUUCUAACUGUCCACUCUUAGAGUAUAGUAAGAUAGAGUUCAAUCUUUCAAAAUCAGAUCAAUCCAAUUACUUGCUUCAAUCAAAAUUAAUGAGCUCAUUCGACAUAAAUUUCAAGAAAACCAGUUUAUGUGAUAAUCAACAAAAUAACAAUGUAAAAUCUCUUUCCACAUCUAUUGAUAACGUAUUAUUUCCAAGUAUGAAAAAUGAGAGCACUGAUCAAACUUCUAUGAAUAUUAAAUCAUCUGAUAAAGACUCUAUAGUAGAUUCAAUUACCACUAUAUCUACAGAUCAGUUAUUGUCAAAAGUUAUCGAAAUCCUUAAUCCUAAACAAGUUGAUUGGUUAGACAACUCACCAGUUAGAAAAUCAUCAUCACGAUUUUUAAUUCAUCGUGUACAUAGUGAUGCUGUGUUAGAUAGAAAAAUAAGUAAAUCUUGUAAAUAUUUAGAGAAGGAAAAUGAUUAUACUACUCGGACUACUACCAAUCCACCUAUAUAUCAUCGUUCACGUUUUCAUUCCAGUUCAAAUUCAUCUACUUCUUUGUCAUGUUUAAAUAUUGAUGAUAAUGAAGGUUUUGAGUACGAUGAUAUUAUUUCUAUCUAUGCAACUAAAGAUGAAGCAAUAAGAAACAUUAACAAAAAUCAAAUGACUAUAAAACAUAUUCAUGGCGAUAACAAUGAUGAAGACGACGGUAAUGAUCUCAUUGAUGAGAACAAUGAAGAUAUGGACGACAAUAUUCUUCGACAACUCGACACAUUAUCUUCUCUUCUUAACAAUAAGUCUGAUAAUUUCUUUCAAGGUCAAUCGAGUGAAAUUUCAUCAGAUUUGAACAAAAGUACAUAUAUUGCAAAUGCACCUGAUGACGUAUUAAUAUCAUUCUCAUCACCGUCAUCGUCACCGGGAAUUAAUAAAAAUCCUAAUAAUUUAUUACCGAGUAGUAAUUCCGAUGCAAUAAAAUUCACUGAUCUUACACAAAAAACUGUUGUACUCACAGAUGAGUUAAACAAACUAGGUGUUACACUUGAUCGUUUAUUGUAUAAACUACAAGCUAAUCAAAUUCAAUUGGAUCAAGCUGAAGAUAAUUUAGAUUAUAUGUGGUAUUUAAGAGAUAAUUUAGAGAAUAAUUUUUCGUCAAACACAUCUGAUUGUUGUUCUGAGUUUGGUUUAAGUGAUGUCGAAGCAGAAGCUUUACUAAAUGAUGAUGGUGAUGUUGAUUUAGAUGAAAAUGGCAGUGAUGAUAAUGAAUAUAAAGGGACAGAUGAUGAUUAUUGGUCAUCUCAUGGUAGAAUGACACAAUCAUCUACUCAUCCAAAUGAUUACUGUCCUAUCCGUGGUGUUUCUGAUUAUUUGUUCAGUUCACAUGGAACACUUGAUAAUUCUCAUUAUUCUAAUUUAAAAAUCCCAAGUGAUAUUUGUAAUCAUCAUUCAUCAAAUUUGGAUUCAGGGUUAGAACAAUCAGUUAUGACAUGUUCUGAAUCAUAUGCGCAAAUUUUCUCACCAAUGCCAGAAAAACAUUUAGAAAAUUCUCUUGAUCAUCACUUUUUAUAUAAUAGAUAUUUAUCAAAUUCUCAAGUCUUUAAGAAUUACUCACAUUCACUUUCAAAGUAUUCACGUUUUAAAAAACGAUGUAGUUAUAGUCAAAGGAAACGAAUGUGUAAUAGUGAGAGUAAUCGCUUUUCUACAAAUGUUCCUGAUUCCGAUGGUUUUCUACAUCCAGAUCUUACGUUUGAAAAUGAUGGUCCACUGAAAUGGUCUGAAUCAAUGAAAGUGAAUUCAUUUUACAAGGAAUCAUAGAAUACUGACUUGAUUAUUUACAUUUUAAUCAUGAUUUUUCUUUAAAAAAAAAGAAAGGACAACAUUAUCUAACUAAUUCAUAACUAUUGUCUUUCAAUGUUUAAUUUGUUUCUUUUUUUUAUAAAAAAAAAUAUCCUACAUGUUUAUUGCACUCUCAUCAUGUAAAUACAUACAACAUAUAAGUCAUGUAAUGAACUAUUUCUGCCGUCAUUGCAACUUAAUUGUGUAGUAAAAUGUAAAUUGCAUGUUAUACUUUUUCGUGUUGUUUUUAUCAUUAUCAACAAUGCAACAAUUGAAAAGUAUCAAGUAUAUUUAUUACAUGAACUCCAAUUGAUUAAUCUUCAACGCUGACAUUAUUACCUCAUUUAUCAUUUAUCAUUUGUAAUUAAUAUUAUAUAUCAUCUUAACCUUGAUAUAUUUUAUUACUGUUUGGUUUUCCAGCAACUGUUUUUUUUUUUAAAAAAACAACAAUCGUUUUUCUUUUUUUUUGUUAUUAGUUUUUCAAAUUAUCAUUUCAUUUAUUGAAUACGUUUAUUCUUGGGAAAAUAAAUACUGACUUAUGUAUGCAUAUAGAUAUUAUUAUUAUUCAUUAUAUUUCUUUAUUUUAAUAAUUGCUUGAUCUCAUUAUAUAUUUGUGUUGGGUAAUAAUGAUGACGUUUUUGAAUGUAUAACACUCUAGCGUUCAUUUUUCCAAAAUUGGAACAACUAUGUAUGUGUGACUAUGUGUGAAAAAGAAGUGAAUCCAUCAAUUGUAUACGUUGUUCUUUCGUUUAUUUAAAUGUUGUUGAUUCUAUUUUCUAAUUUUCGAGAUUUAUUUUAUAAUUUUGAAUCAACAGCUAUUUCGAUUUAUUAAAAUGGUUAUUGGAAAAAUGUUCAUAUAUGGAGUUGUUUCUUGUUGCUUGAAAUGGUGUACUUACUCUUGUUUAUCUUAACCGUACUUGUAUUUAUAUGUAGGAAGUUGUAUUUUUAUUUACUUAUUUAUACAAAGUGUGCAUAUUUGCCGAUAUAUAUAUAUAAUAUUGCUCAUCGAUCCAGUAUACUUUAUUUCUAGUUAAGUAGAAAAUGCUUAUUAAAGAGAGUUUCGUUCUUCAUUGUGUGUGUUUUAUAUUUUAGGAUGGAAGUUAUUGUAAAUUAAAUAAACAGAAAGUAUAGUAUAGUUUCUUCUUUGU
Molecule: messenger RNA, 4183 nt
Organism: Schistosoma margrebowiei
Lineage: Eukaryota; Metazoa; Platyhelminthes; Trematoda; Strigeidida; Schistosomatidae
Source: the annotation of a GenBank genome assembly